GGGGGCCCCCCCCAGUGCACGGCCGUAAUCAAGGACAUGUUCCCCUGGCUGAUCGGCCGCAAGUUCGCCGAGAAGGUGCUGACCGCGAACGGGCGCAACGAGGCAGAGGAGAUUGCGUGGCAGGUCGUCGAGGCCUUCUCCACGAACCUGGACCAGCUGCCAUGGAUCGACGCGGAGACCAAGAAGGCGGCGAAGCUGAAGCUCAGGCACAUUCGUGUCAAGAUCGGGUGGCCCUCAUGGCUUUUCGAGAACUCCAACCUCCUGCAUUUCUACAGCUUCGCUCUUGCCUUCGACAACGGUAUGAAAUUUGCCGAGAUGGUGUGGCAUACGAAGUUCUACAUGCUUCAACGGGCUGUUGCUCGCGUGGAUUCCCCCAAGGACUGGGAAAGCAUGUGGGUGCUGGAUCCGACUGUCAUGAAUAUGGUGUACAACCAGGAAGCGAACGACAUUGUCGGCUUUGCGGCCUUCCUCCAGAAGCCACAGUUCGAUGAGAAGAGGCCCAUGUCUUUCAAUUUCGGUUUCCUGGGCGCCGUCUAUGGUCACGAGCUGUCCCACGGCUUCGACUCCAACGGCGCCCAGCGAGGCCCCUGGGGUAACGUUCUUGACUGGUGGACGGACUCGGCCAAGAAGAAGUUCCACGAGCAACAGGCGUGCUUCAUCAAGCAGUACUCCAGCUGGCCAAUCCGCGGCGACCGAGGAGAUGGCUCGACGGACAUGAGACAACAGGUCUUCGACGACGGCAAGAAGUGCCUCGGUGAGAACAUCGCCGACUCGGGUGGCCUCGGCCUGGCCUUCAUGGCAUACAAGACGUGGGCCUCCCGCAACGGCCAGGAGCCGAGGCUCAAGGGUCUGGAAAAGUACUCCCCCGAGCAGCUGUUCUUCAUUCGCUACGGCGCAGGCUGGUGCGACGUGUCGGCGUUCGACACCCUGAACAAGACCAUCCACGGCGAGGACCCCCACGCGGUGAACCGGAUGCGCGCCGUCGGGGCGGUGCAGAACAGCCGCGCGUUCGCCAAGGUUUGGGGUUGCGCGGAUGGCAAGCCGAUGAACCCUCCGGUGUCCGACAAAUGCGAGCUCUGGGGCAUCGACAUGGGCGACUCCCCCACGUCCGGAGGUGACGACACGCCUGAAAUUCCUGGCGGCGGAGAGCCCCCCGAAAUUCCAGACAAGCCUGACCACACCGAUCACUCAACGAAGGCGUUUGAUGGGGAGUAUCAUCUUAAGUCCGACCUCGACUCGAACUUUGUGAAGAUCACCAUCAACCAGGGCCGUUGGUCGGGCUACGCGAUGCCGACGCAUAUCGUCAGCGGAACGGUGAGGUGCGGUGCUACCAGGUGCCAUCUCUCUGGCACUGAUGGGUCAAAGAUCGUGGAUGUUGGCAGUAUGGACCUGUCGUAUGCGACCGUGACUCUCAAGUUGCAGAACGGCCGAGAUCGGGUGUACUACAUUCGCAAGAUCAUCAGGCAAAGUUGA
This is a messenger RNA of Prorocentrum cordatum, 1473 nucleotides long. Lineage: Eukaryota; Dinophyceae; Prorocentrales; Prorocentraceae. The record is from the annotation of a GenBank genome assembly.